This is a messenger RNA of Anoplopoma fimbria (sablefish), 1629 nucleotides long. RefSeq names its product HtrA serine peptidase 3a (gene htra3a). Gene Ontology annotation, biological process: proteolysis. The record is from RefSeq and is a predicted model, not a curated record. Bases 1 to 1149 code for a protein of 382 amino acids. Gene Ontology annotation, cellular component: extracellular region. Gene Ontology annotation, molecular function: protein binding; serine-type endopeptidase activity. NCBI's taxonomy places the organism in Eukaryota, Metazoa, Chordata, Actinopteri, Perciformes, Anoplopomatidae. The transcript has 8 exons.
AUGCAGUUGCUUUUGCUCGCAUUCCUCUUUACGCACAGCUUCUCCGGAGCUGUAAAGCGUAAAGAGGAGUGCGCCUCCCGCUGCGAUGUGAGCUCCUGUCCGAGUCCCAGCUGUCCCGGAGGAUACGUCCCGGAUAGAUGUACCUGCUGCCUGGCCUGCUCUCCGGGAGAAGGUGACCCCUGCGGCCGAGAACAUGACCUGCCCUGCGGGGAAGGCCUGGAGUGCAAGCUGCUCGCUGCGGGGAGGCGGAGAGUCACCAAGGGGGUCUGCAGGUGUCAGGUGGAGCAUGGAGUCUGUGGAAGCGACGGGAAAACGUAUGGAAAUGUGUGUAAGAUGAGAGCAGCCAGCCGGAGAGCCGAGCACAAGGGGAGACCCGCAGUAAGACAAGCGCACAAAGGAUCCUGUGCAACUACAAGUGCAGGUCGUCCACUGGUCCAUCCCAACAGCCCUCGCUACAAAUUCAACUUCAUCGCUGACGUGGUGGAGAAGAUAGCUCCUGCUGUUGUCCACAUUGAACUGUUCAUAAGACAUCCCCUGUUUGGUCGCCACAUGCGUCUCUCCAGUGGCUCUGGUUUCAUUGUGUCCCAUUCAGGUAUGAUUGUGACCAACGCUCACGUGGUAACCACAGCUGCCACGGUUACAGGGAGGCCCCAGCUUCGCGUGCAGCUCCAUGACGGCGACGCCUACGAGGCUUCGGUCCGAGAUUUAGACAGGAAGGCAGACAUCGCCACGAUCAAGGUCAAUCCCCAGAAGAAGCUCCCCGUGCUGUCUCUGGCCCGUUCAGCUGAUCUGAGACCGGGGGAGUUUGUGGUUGCUAUUGGCAGCCCCUUCGCCCUGCAGAACACCGUCACCACCGGCAUCGUCAGCACCGCUCAGAGAGACGGCAAGGAGCUGGGCAUCAAGGACUCAGACAUAGACUACAUCCAGACUGAUGCUAUUAUUAAUUAUGGAAAUUCUGGAGGACCUCUUGUAAACUUGGACGGUGAGGUGAUAGGCAUCAACACUCUGAAAGUGACAGCAGGGAUCUCCUUCGCAAUACCCUCAGACAGAAUCAGACGCUUCCUCACAGAGUCACAGACUAAACACAGCAAAGAAAAGACAAGACUGCAAAGAAGACCUACAGAGGAACAACAGUCUGAUGCAGGCUAACCGAACCUGUCCUAUCUGUCGAGCCGACGCCUCUGAGGUCCAGCGGGAUUCAGAGUGACCAUUUCCCAAAACCCUCAAUCCCAGACUCCAUUUUGGAUGCACCAACCAAUCAGUGAACUUCUUUCCUUUUACCAAAUGCUUCCUCUCACACAUUCUGCCACAUAACUGGGACCAGUGCUCCUUAUUCCUUCACUCUUUAUCAUCCAGCACACUGACCAGUAUUCUCACCUGGGAUCAGCAACUCUCUACUGACUCUUGCUCACUUUAUCGCUGGACUUCCUCGGCCUUCUGUUUUUUGACUUUUACACCCCUACUACUCCGCCUUCUGCUCAUGGUUACCCCUUCACUAUGAAUGGCCUUUGAAACACAUACACACAGUGUCUACAAUAUACACACAUACAAGAGUGCGUUUCAGAGGAGGGGUUAAAGUAAGUUGACGUUAUAGUCAAACUAAAUGGACAACCAGUCCAGACCAUUGAA